Mauremys mutica (yellowpond turtle) is the source of this 2197-nucleotide messenger RNA. RefSeq names its product thymus-specific serine protease-like. Gene Ontology annotation, biological process: proteolysis. Gene Ontology annotation, molecular function: dipeptidyl-peptidase activity; serine-type exopeptidase activity. The transcript is spliced from 12 exons. The record is from RefSeq and is a predicted model, not a curated record. Gene Ontology annotation, cellular component: endosome; lysosome. Bases 271 to 1854 code for a protein of 527 amino acids. NCBI's taxonomy places the organism in Eukaryota, Metazoa, Chordata, Testudines, Geoemydidae.
GGCCCUUGCACCGGAGGGGGCGGGCGCUGCUUUUCGAUCAUCUCAGCCGGCAAAGCGAAAGUUCCCACCCUCCUGCCCGGCCCCACCCCGUGACUCGCUGUGGGGCCAGGCCGGGGGCAGGGGCCGGGGAGAAGCGGGUGAGUGACUGGGGCGAGCUGGGGACGGGAGCAGCCGGUCUCUGCCAGCGCUGUGCGCCCCCCCCCCCCCGCGGCCCCCGGCAGGAAGUUUUCAGGCUCGGCCGCCAGGAAGCUGCUGGGAGCUGGGCUGGAGAUGGGGCGGCCGGUUCCCUGGGCCCUGGGUUUGCUCCUGUCGCUGCUGAUCGGAGCCGAGGCAGGGCGCAACUUCCGGCUGCUGAGGCAGCAGGUGCUGCGGGCGCGCGAGGUGCAGGCCAUGCAGGAGACGGUCUCCCGGAGGCGGCUGCUGCGCCCGGCGCCCUGGCGUGCCCCCAGCGAGGGUGCCCUGCGCCAGCCCCUCGACCACUUCGAUCGGCAGGAGGGGCGGGAUUUUAACCAGAGGUUCUGGAUCAAUGAGGAGUUCUGGCACCGCCCGGCUGGGCCCGUCUUCCUGUACAUCGGGGGCGAGAGCUCCCUGUCGCAGUUCGCUGUGCUGGCGGGGCACCACAUGGAGCUGGCUCGGAAAUACGGCGCGCUGGCCGUGGCCCUGGAGCAUCGCUUCUACGGCGCCAGCAUCAACCCCGACGGCCUGCGGGACGCCAGCCUCCGGUUCCUGUCCAGCCAGCAGGCCCUGGCUGACCUGGCCUCCUUCCACCUCUUCGUCACCCAGAAGUAUAACCUGACACGGAACAACACCUGGAUCUGCUUCGGGGGCUCCUACCCCGGCUCCCUCGCCGCCUGGUUCAGGCUCAAGUUCCCCCACCUGGUCUUCGCCGCCGUCGCGUCCUCUGCCCCGGUGCAGGCCCAGCUGGACUUCACCGGCUACAACCAGGUGGUGGCGGCGAGUCUGUCGGACCCGGUGGUGGGGGGCUCUGCCCAGUGCCGCGAGGCCGUGGCCAAGGCCUUCUCCGCAGUGGACCAGAGGCUGCACGCCGGGCGGCUGGCCGAGCUGCAGAAGGAUUUCCGCUCCUGCGGGCCCCUGACGGAGCCUGACGACCGCGGGGAGCUCGCCAGCAACCUGGCCGACAUCUUCAUGGGCGCCGUGCAGUACAACGACGAGGGGUCCCAGGGAGGCACCGUGGCCAAGCUGUGCGGCAUCAUGAACGACACGGGCCUGGGGUCCCCCUACCAGAGACUCAUCGCCGUCAAUAACGGGUUCCUGGAGAGCAUGGCGCUACCCUGCGUGGAGAACUCGCACCAACGCGCCCUGGCCGAGCUGCGCAGCGCCAACCUGACCCUCAGCGGCGUGGGCGAGCGGCAGUGGUACUUCCAGACCUGCACCGAGUUCGGAUACUACCAGACCUGCGAAGACGCCACCUGCCCCUUCUCCCGGCUCCUGACGCUGUCGGCCCAGCUCGGCCUCUGCUCCCAGGUGUUCGGCAUCGGCCCCGAGCGCGUGCGGGAGGCGGUGACCUUCACCAAUGAAUACUACGGGGCCGACCACCCCAAGGCCAGCAGGAUCCUCUUUGUGAAUGGCGACAUCGACCCCUGGCAUGCGCUGAGCGUCCUGAAGAACCAGUCGCGCUCGGAGCUGGCCAUCCUCAUCAACGGGACCUCCCACUGUGCCAACAUGAACCCCUCCAGGUCCUCCGACCCCCUGCCCCUCGUCUCGGCCCGGCAGGGUCCCUCCAGCUCGCUCCGUGUCCCCCUCCCUGCUUCUGCAGCGGAUCGACUACCACGUUGGCGACUGGUUGAGCUUGGCAAGGAAGGCGCCUUCGGCCCCCUGAGUCUCCGGGCGUGAGGCCGUUCGCCCUCUGACGCUGUGCGGACUUCGCCUGCGGAGGGACGCGGCGAGAUCUUCCUUCCAGCAGAGAUUUACUUUGAUUGCCAGCUCGUCGGGGCAGGGGCCAGCUUUCUGCUCGGCAUUCGUCCAGCAACCAGCGCAACGGCUCCGCGAUGGGGGCUCCCAGCUGCUGCCGCGACACACAACAAAACAUGAUCCGGGGAACCAAGGGGGGUCUGAGAAAUCUGCUGCGCUGGGGCCAGCCAAACCCCUGGGGAUUUUCUGGGGACAGCUUCAUCCCCCUGCUGCGUUGGUUUGGGUCCUUUCAUUCCUUUAUCCAAUGAAAGAUGGUUUUUUUAGA